AUGUGUCCGAUUUUACGUGUUACAUCAACUGGAUGUCUAUUCUUUAUGGUGGCCAUAUCGGAUCUACUUUAUUUAUUGGUAUCAAUUUUUGAGUUUGUCGAAGUCGGUAUAGUACAACGAGCAAUUUUUCUAUCUGUUUACGACAAUGUCUGCCGCUUUCGUUGGUUUUCAAGAGGAAUGAUUCGAUUUUGUUCAGCUUGGACUCUAGUACUCAUCGCGAUUGAUCGUUGGAUAAAAGUUUGCUUUCCUUUCAAGGCCAAUAAAUGGUGUACUCGCCGUCAUGCAUGGAUCGCAGUUAUACUCCUUAUUCCGCCUGGUAUUUGUCUUCAUGGUCAUAUGCUAAGUACACAACUAUUUGGUAGAUUAUUUCCUGGUAUUCCAUCAGCAGCAUGUGGACCUAUUGAUCCAACCACAUAUUAUCUUUACUUCUUUUUUGUUCAUUGGCCACUGAUUCAGAUUAACUUCUAUGUUCAUUGUCUGGCAUCGAAACUAUUUCGUAACGAAUUUCUUCGAUGUUUCAAAAUAAUAAAGCAAUCAAAUGGAACAACGAUAACUAGUAGUACUGCAGGACUCACUGCAAAUGGUGUAGCAUUCGUCACAAAUGCUAUACCUCUUGUCGAAAUACAUCAUAAUCGGUCUCGCUAUUAA
Molecule: messenger RNA, 648 nt
Organism: Rotaria sp. Silwood2
Lineage: Eukaryota; Metazoa; Rotifera; Eurotatoria; Philodinida; Philodinidae
Source: the annotation of a GenBank genome assembly